Molecule: messenger RNA, 2163 nt
Organism: Anopheles coustani
Lineage: Eukaryota; Metazoa; Arthropoda; Insecta; Diptera; Culicidae
Gene: Sou
Product: E3 ubiquitin-protein ligase RMND5A
Exons: 4
Coding region: 3-1199 (398 amino acids)
Biological process (GO): proteasome-mediated ubiquitin-dependent protein catabolic process
Cellular component (GO): GID complex; nucleus; cytoplasm
Molecular function (GO): ubiquitin protein ligase activity; protein binding
Source: RefSeq, a predicted model, not a curated record
AAAUGGAAUCUUGUGCUGCCGUUGAGAAGGAGGUGGAGAAAGUGAUUAACAAAUUUUCUGCCAUUAACGAUCAUUCGCAACGUAUAAUUGGUGAUGUUAUAUCUCUCAUUGAAAAAUUACGCGCAUCCAUCGCGGAAGGUACUCCAGAUAAUAAAGUUACACCUGGACAGGCGGAAGUGCUGAACGAUGCUCUCACGAAAACAAAAGAUAAGCUGCAGCGUCUUACCACCGAACACCGCGAUCUGCACGGAACCGUGAGCAAGGUGGGCAAGGCUAUCGAUAGAAACUUUGUGGCUGACUUCACUGCCACCUCCCGGACGGACGCGUUCCAAAACGAGCGCAACGUGAUGCUGCUGAACAAGAUCAUGGCGCAGCACUUUUACCGCCAGGGUAUGGACGAUGUGGCCGACACGUUGAUCAAAGAGUCCGGUCUGCCCGCUGAGGAUAUCGUACCCGAGCCGUACGCCGAGCUACACCGCAUCUGGGAAGCGAUACACAACGGGAAGCUGGCGCCAGCCCUCGAUUGGGCCAGUCGUUACUCGGCCGAGCUGGAUGCUCGAAACAGCUCGCUCGAGUUUAAGCUGCACCGGCUGGCGUUCAUGCAAAUACUGAACGAAGGUGUGCAGGCACAAACGGAAGCGAUCACCUAUGCACGUACCAAUUUUGCCAAGUUUGUACGUCGCUUCGAGAAAGACAUACAAAUCCUAAUGGGAACGCUUAUUUACCUACCGAUCGGAAUUCACAACUCACCGUACAAGUAUCUAACGGCGCCGGAGAUGUGGAUCGAGACAGCGGACGUGUUCCUGAAGGAUUCCUGUCAGCUGCUGGGCAUCAACAAAGACUCCCCACUAUCGGUGAUAGUGAACGCCGGAUGUACGGCGCUACCCGCGCUGCUCAAUCUCAAGCAGGUCAUGAUGUCGCGCCAGGUUACGGGCAUUUGGAAUGGCCGCGACGAGCUACCGAUUGAAAUUGAUCUCGAACCGGAAAAUCGUUUCCACUCCAUUUUCGCAUGUCCCAUCUUGAGGCAGCAAAGCUCUGAAGACAAUCCUCCGAUGAAGCUCCUCUGUGGACACGUAAUUUCCCGUGAUGCCCUAAACAAGCUCAGCAAUGGACCGAUAAUGAACAAUACUUUCAGAUUAAAGUGCCCAUAUUGUCCCAUGGAGCAGUGCCCCUCGGAUGCCAAGCUGAUAUAUUUUUGAGCGUCCAUUGCUUGCACGCUCCAUAUUUUGAGGCAGUCCACACGAAGAGGAAGCAGCAGUGAACCAGUGCUAGGAAUGGCGCGAAUUUUCACCACCAGAAUGAAGGGUUUGAGUCUUACGAAUAGUUGAUGGGGAAAGGUGGUUGACCUGUACCGUGUCCGUACUACAUGAAAAAGCAAACAUAGUGUUUAGAUAAGCAAACACGGUUAUUUACGGUUCAGUUAUGGAGUAAGUUAGUUUAAUACUUCGAAUCAGACGCAGUGAGAAACUCUCUCUCCAACUAAAUAGUUAUCCCAAUACUGCGCAUAAAACUGUUGUUAGUCGGUCGUUAUUACUUCUAACCCCCCCUCUUUCAAUACUCGGAGUGUGCAUGUGGUUACGAAACCUUUUACUAAUUUCUUGUUUUAUCGUUAGGAAGAGUUCACUUAGCAAGAUGUUGAAGACAUCACAAAUGUUGGGUUGUUGAUUUUAUUCUAGUUUGUUCAUUUUUCAGUUUGUUUGUGAAUCAACUGUGUUCCAUCCUACGUAGUUGUAUGCCGAGAUACUCAGUCCUGGGUUAGGAGAAGGUUUUUCUGGCGUAUAGCAAAUACAUACACGAAACAGAACGUUUCUUUAGAGUUAGGAUCAAUUACACGGGAUAUGAAAAAAAAACUCCAAACCUAAUUUUCUUUAUAUUUACCUGCCCGUUCCGUGAAACUGGACAACGGUGUACUCAAGCUCACUCCACCAGGGAACCGUAGGUACACGAAGUAAGGAUAAACCAUAUCGAUGAUGUUAGAAUCUGUAAUGUAGGCAGGAUUCAAAUUAUCGAUAAAAGUUUAUGUCAGCAUGAUAAAUAAAACCGCUUGCUUCAUCGAAUGCUGCUUAAGAAGGACCUACAAGGCUGUAAAUAUAUUAUAUGUAUAAAUAAAUAAAUUUAUAUUUUUUAUUGACGACUAAUAAAACCCACAUAUAGGAAAAAAUA